UACACAACAAAAAGCUGAAGUUUGGGGCUGUGGCGGCGUGGGGUCCUCUCUCUUUCUACUUUCAAAUUCUCAAAAUUUUCCCAUUUCUCCCUCUCCCGUCUCUCCAUUUCUCCACCUCUCCAUCGCUUCCCUUCAUCUUCAUCCUCAGUUUUUUCCUUUCUUGCAGCCAUUAUCUACUCACAUGUAAAAUCAUUUCAUCAGAAUGUCCCUCCUUAGUAGAUUCUUUUACCGAAGACCUCCAGAUGGGUUGCUGGAAUUUGUUGAACGAGUCUAUAUUUUUGAUUCGUGUUUUUCGACUGAAGCUUUGCCUGAUGGUAUGUACCAAAUAUAUCUGCAUGAAAUAAUUAAUGAAUUACAUGAAGAAUUCCCGGACUCUUCCUUCCUUGCGUUUAAUUUUCGUGAAGGGGAGAAAAGGAGCCAAUUUGCAGAAGUGUUGUGUGCGUAUGACGUCACUGUCAUGGAUUAUCCUCGACAAUAUGAAGGUUGUCCGCUUCUUCCACUAUCGUUGAUUCAGCACUUCCUCCGUGUUUGUGAAAGUUGGCUUCUGCUUGGUAACCAACAAAAUGUUAUUCUUCUUCACUGUGAGAGGGGAGGUUGGCCUCUCUUGGCAUUCCUUUUGGCUAGUUUUUUGAUUUUUAGAAAAAUGCACAGUGGUGAGAGGAAAACUCUUGAAAUUGUACAUCGAGAAGCUCCCAAAGGGUUUUUGCAGCUCUUGUCCCCACUAAAUCCAUUUCCAUCUCAGCUCCGCUACUUGCAAUAUGUAGCAAGGAGAAAUAUAGUCUCUGAGUGGCCACCACCUGAGCGAGCACUCUCUUUAGAUUGUGUAAUUCUUCGUGGCGUUCCAGGUUUUGAUGCUCAGAAUGGCUGCAGACCAGUCAUUCGUAUUUUUGGGAGGAAUCUUUUCAGUAAGGGUGGACUUUCCACGCAGAUGCUUUUCUCUAUGCCCAAGAAGAACAAGGCCCUCCGUCACUACCAUCAGGCAGACUGUGAUGUGAUUAAAAUAGACGUACAGUGUUUGGUUCAAGGAGAUGUAGUGCUGGAGUGUUCACAUUUGGAAUCGGAACCAGAAAGAGAAGUUAUGAUGUUUCGUAUUAUGUUCAAUACAGCAUUUAUUAGAUCAAACAUACUGAUGCUAACCUCUGAAAAUUUGGAUAUUCUUUGGGAGUCAAAGGAGCGUUAUCCAAAAGGCUUUCGAGCUGAGGUUUUGUUUGGGGAGAUGGAAAACAUCUCUCCUCCAAGGGCUCCAACCUCCAUUUUGAAUGGUGAAGAGAAAGGUGGAUUGCCAAUUGAAGCUUUUUCCAGGGUUCAAGAACUUUUUAGUGGUGUCGAGUGGAUUGAUAACAACGAUGAUGCUGCCUUGUGGCUACUUAAGAAUCUUUCUGCCUUGAGUGAUGUGAAAGAAUUGUCAAGAUUGCAAUAUAAAACUAGUUCAUACUCUUCACCAGUAGACUCUGAAGAGGAAAAUAAUACAUCUAGCACUGCCGAUAGUUCAGAUGAAGUAUUUGAUAUUAUUACAAAGCCUUUUGUGGAUCCAACUUCUACCAACUUUACAAUUCCAGCCACGGUACAUUCUUCUGAAUUAUUGUCUGACAAGAUUGGUGCUAAUGAAGUGAAUAUUUCAUCAGAGUCUCCUCAAUCUUCUGAUGAAUUUCAAGACAAGAUAUUUUCAAAUAAAGAACCUUUGCCCUCUUCAUCACCUCUGUUGCCUCCAUCUAAUCUUCCAUCUACCGAUGCUAGUGGGAAACUUGACUCAAAUAAUAUGACACCAACUGUUAAGGUGAUUCCUCCACCACCACCACCACCACCACCACCGCCACCACCUUUUUCUCUAUCACAUAACAAGCCUCAUGUAGAAACUUCCUCUAGUUCAGAUUCGACCACUGUAACAAUGCAUGUGAGACCCCCUCCACCUCCUCCAUCUCCACCUCAGUAUCCUACUAUUAACAAUCCUGUUACAACCUCAACUCAUUCACUUUCACAUGUUCCUAAAUCUUCUGGUGCACCCCCACCCCCACCCCCACCUCCUCUUUUUGUUCCAAAAUCUUCUAGUGCUCCUUCACCUCCACCUCCACCUCCACCUCCACCCCCAAUUGCAAAAUCUUCCGGUGCUCCCCCACCUCCGCCUCCUCCCCCUCCAGUAGUCCUGAAAUCUUCUAGUGCUCCUCCACCUCCACCUCCGCCUCCACCCCCACAUAUAGUUCCGAAAUCUUCUAGUGUUCCUCCGCCCCCGCCCCCGCCACUGCCUUCGCCUCCAGUUUCAAAAUCUUCUAGUGCUACUCCACCUCCUCCUCCUCUGCCCCUAAAAUCUUCUAGUGCUCCCCCACCUCCUCCAACUCCGCCUCUAAAAUUUUCCAGUGCUCCUCCACCUCCACCUCCUCCUCCGUUUUCAAAAUUUUCUAGUGCUCCUCCAACUCCGCCUCCACCUCCAUUUCCAAAACUUUCUGGUGCUCCUCCACCUCCACCUCCACCUCCUCCACAAUCAAAUAGUGGUGCACCAGUUCCACCUCCUCCACCACCGCCAAAACCUCCCAGUGUUGAGCUGCCAAGUCAUGGUGCUAAAUCAACUAGACCUCCUCCACCUCCUCCACCAGCAAAGCCCUUCAAUUCCAAUUCUCUGACAAGUCAAGGUGCUACACCAAUGCCACCCCCUCCUCCCGGAUCAAGAGGAUCAAAUGUACCACCGCCGCCGCCGCCUUCUGCUGGAAGAGGCAAAGCUUCCCUAGGAUCAACAGCUCAAGGAAGAGGCCGAGUUGCCACAGGAGUUGUAAAUGCUCCAAAAAAAAACACCUUAAAACCAUUACACUGGGUGAAAGUUACUCGAGCAAUGCAAGGGAGUUUAUGGGCUGACUCACAAAAGCAAGAAAAUCAAUCAAGGGCCCCAGAAAUAGACAUCUCUGAACUUGAAAGUCUAUUCUCAGCCGCUUCUGCUUCUGAUGGAAGUGGCAGUAAAGGUGGAGGUCGACGUGGUUCCAACAUCAAUAAACCUGAAAAAGUGCAACUGAUUGACCUGCGGAGAGCAUACAACUGUGAGAUAAUGCUCUCAAAAAUAAAGAUUCCUUUACCAGAUAUGAUAAAUUCAGUUCUUGCAUUGGAUUCUUCUGCUCUUGAUAUUGACCAGGUUGAGAAUCUCAUCAAGUUUUGUCCUACUAGGGAAGAGAUGGAAACGUUGAAGGGUUAUACAGGUGACAGAGAAAUGCUCGGAAAGUGUGAGCAGUUUUUUCUCGAGCUAUUGAAGGUCCCACGAAUAGAGUCCAAGUUACGAGUAUUUGCUUUCAAAAUCACCUUUUCUAGUCAGGUGAAUGAUUUGAGAUAUCAUUUGAGCACAAUAAAUGAUGCUACAAGAGAGGUCAAAGAAUCUGCAAAACUGCGUCAGAUAAUGCAAACUAUUCUUACACUGGGAAAUGCGUUAAACCAGGGUACUGCUCGAGGCUCCGCUAUAGGUUUUAAGUUGGACAGCCUCCUUAAAUUGUCUGACACUCGGGCAAGAAACAACAAAAUGACUUUGAUGCAUUAUCUAUGUAAGCUCAUUGCAGAGAAAAUGCCAGAGUUACUUGAUUUUGACAAGGACCUUGUUCAUUUAGAAGCUGCCUCCAAGAUUCAAUUGAAAGCAUUGGCCGAGGAAAUGCAAGCAGUAAGUAAAGGUCUUGAAAAGGUGGAGCAAGAGCUAACUGCCUCAGAAAACGAUGGUGUGAUCUCUAUUGGUUUCCAAAAGGUGCUGAAGAAUUUUCUUGAUACGGCCGAAGCUGAAGUAAGGGCACUUAUCUCCUUAUAUUCUGAAGUGGGGAGAAAUGCGGACUCUCUAUCACAGUACUUUGGCGAGGAUCCAGCUCGGUGCCCUUUUGAGCAAGUGACUCAAAUUUUGAUAGUCUUCGUCAAGAUGUUCAGGAAGUCACGAGAAGAAAAUGAAAGGCAGGCUGAUGCUGAAAAGAAAAAAAUAGAGAAGGAAGCCAUGAAAGAAAGAAGUUCAGUUAAAGCAAAGUGAGACCAUAUUAUGUUUUUAGUAGAAGGUAUUGCCAGAUCAACCUCUUUGAUUUGGUUCGGUUGAACACCUGAAGAGGUGUGAAUGUGAAUAUCUGAUUUAAGAUUCAUGAACUUCCAUCAAGCUAAAUAUGAGGCAAUUUUGUUCCCAGGUUGGCUCCUUCGCCUUCCUGCACUGCCGUUUUUAUCAUCAAUAUCGUGCUUUGUAAAUACACUGCGACGCAAUUACAGAAUUGGGAGUGGUUGCCAUUGGACAAUGACAGAGGUUCGAGUUCUUUUGAUCUCAACUUGACACUGUUAUAAUGGUAACAAAACUUCUCCCACAGCAACGUCUAUAGAUAUUAUAUCAAUUGUUUAGAUGGUUAAAAACUUAAAAUAGGGCUAUGACCAUUGUACAGGUAAAUAUCAUUUUCUAGAAUCCAUACUUUUAUGUUAUUGGAUCGUAUCUUGUGAUAGUUUCAAUUAAUUUACUUGUCGUGGCUUUUGCUGCACAUUUAUUGUAAAGAAAUGGUUAGAAUUUCUAGUUAAUAUUAUUAUGCAUCAUUAGUUCCUUUACAUACAUAGUUAAA
Cucumis sativus (cucumber) is the source of this 4547-nucleotide messenger RNA. Its product is annotated as formin-like protein 14. The record is from RefSeq and is a predicted model, not a curated record. Lineage: Eukaryota; Viridiplantae; Streptophyta; Magnoliopsida; Cucurbitales; Cucurbitaceae.